Molecule: messenger RNA, 1640 nt
Organism: Kockovaella imperatae
Lineage: Eukaryota; Fungi; Basidiomycota; Tremellomycetes; Tremellales; Cuniculitremaceae
Product: centromere/microtubule binding protein cbf5
Exons: 6
Coding region: 56-1564 (502 amino acids)
Biological process (GO): snRNA pseudouridine synthesis; rRNA pseudouridine synthesis; mRNA pseudouridine synthesis
Cellular component (GO): box H/ACA snoRNP complex
Molecular function (GO): pseudouridine synthase activity; RNA binding
Source: RefSeq, a predicted model, not a curated record
GAGAGACUAGUAAAGCCCGUGAACAACUCUACCUCGAGCUGGAUUGAAGUUGACCAUGGCAUCUUCUUCAAAAUCAACUUUGGCCGCUGGCAAGGUCGCAGAGCUCCAACAGGAAGGCGACUUUGCCAUCAAAAGCGAAGCUGUCACCCCGACUCUGGAUACUUCACAAUGGCCUCUGCUUCUUAAAAAUUACGACAAACUUCUGGUCAGAUCCUCUCACUUCACUCCCAUUCCCACCGGUGUCUCCCCUCUCAAGCGAGAUCUGCAGACUUACAUCAAAUCUGGUGUGAUGAACCUCGACAAACCAUCCAACCCAUCCUCUCACGAAGUCGUAGCUUGGCUGAAACGGAUUUUGAGAGUCGAGAAAACUGGACAUUCCGGAACCCUUGACCCCAAAGUCACCGGUUGUCUGAUCGUCUGUAUCGACCGAGCGACACGAUUGGUCAAGUCACAACAAGGCGCAGGAAAGGAAUACGUCUGUGUUGUUCGAUUUCACGAUACACUUCCCGACGAAAAGGCUUUGCCGAGAGCUUUGGAGACUUUGACCGGUGCCUUGUUUCAGCGACCUCCCUUGAUCUCCGCUGUCAAGCGACAACUUCGAGUCCGAACCAUCUACGAGUCAAAAUUGCUGGAGUUUGACAAUCAGAGAAAUCUUGCUGUCUUUUGGGUCUCUUGCGAAGCUGGAACCUACAUUCGAACGCUAUGUGUCCAUCUCGGAUUGCUCCUUGGUGUCGGUGCCCAUAUGCAGGAACUGAGACGAGUUCGAAGUGGUAUCACUGGAGAGAAUGAUGACAUUGUCACCAUGCACGAUGUUCUGGACGCUCAAUGGCUUUACGACAAUACGCGUGAUGAAUCCUACCUCCGCCGAGUGAUCCGCCCUCUCGAAUCCCUCCUCACCAACUUCAAACGUAUAGUCGUCAAGGACUCUGCUGUCAACGCCGUCUGCUAUGGAGCCAAGCUCAUGAUCCCCGGUCUUCUGCGAUACGAAGCCGACAUCGAUGUUCACGAAGAGGUUGUCUUGAUGACGACGAAAGGAGAAGCCAUCGCUAUUGGAAUCGCCAUGAUGUCCACUGUUGACCUUGCAUCCUGUGACCACGGUGUCGUCGCUAAAGUCAAACGGUGCAUCAUGAACAGAGAUCUCUACCCUCGACGAUGGGGUUUGGGACCUAAAGCUCAGGAGAAGAAGAAGAUGAUCCAAAAGGGCGAGUUGGACAAGUAUGGUAAAGCCAUCGAGGGUGUCACUCCGGAGAACUGGAAGAAAGGAUAUGUGGACUACAAUGCGGCGGAUGGCGGUGCUCCGAGCGGCAGCGAGGCCGGAUUACUACCGACCCAGCCAGCUCAGAUUGCGGAGGUGAAGAUGGAUGGCGAGGAAGAGGUCGAGAAGAAGAGAAAGAGGAAGAGCGAAGGUGCUGCCGAGGUCAAGGUUGAAGGCAGCGUCGACGGGGAGAAAAAGAAGAAGAAAAAGAUCAAGGUCGACGAAUCUGGUGUUGAGCGCGAAGAGACAGCCGAAGAGCGUGCGGCUAGGAAAGCUGCCAAAAAGGCCAAGAAGGAGGCCAAAGCUUAGGUGUGAGGCAAUACCGACCACUUAGAAAUGGCGGGAAUUGUCAGGUUAGGGACGGUGGACGGAUGCCCUCCAAACU